Messenger RNA from Lepus europaeus (European hare), 3115 nucleotides. RefSeq names its product FAM20C golgi associated secretory pathway kinase (gene FAM20C). The transcript is spliced from 10 exons. Gene Ontology annotation, cellular component: Golgi apparatus. Gene Ontology annotation, molecular function: protein serine/threonine kinase activity. Lineage: Eukaryota; Metazoa; Chordata; Mammalia; Lagomorpha; Leporidae. Gene Ontology annotation, biological process: protein phosphorylation. The record is from RefSeq and is a predicted model, not a curated record. Bases 484 to 2124 code for a protein of 546 amino acids.
GUGCGGGCUGUGCGCUCAGGGUCGCCGCUGCACCUGCCCCGGGCCUCGCCGGCCCUGCUCUCGGCCGCAGCGGCGCGGAGCCCAGCCCUGCCAGGGGAGCCUCCUGUGCUCCGCCCCACCAGGCCAGCACCCGGCGCAACCCGCCGAGAGGACAGCGCCGAGGAUCGGGCCGCUCCCUGGCGGGGAUGGGCCGCUGCGUCGGGCCCCAGCGCGUCCGAUGAGCCCGGCCACCGCCCGGGAGACCCGCGCCGGCCGCCGUGCGCGCUGCGCCUCGCCCGGCUGCGCCCCCUGCCCCUCGCCUCGCCGCUCCCCGCAUCCCCAGCUCCAGCUGCCGAGGGCGCGGCUGCUCCGGAGAGGCCGAGAGGGGCCGGCCCGAGAUGGCCCAGAGACCCGGCGCUCUGGCGGGCGCCCCGCACGCUGUCCAGGCGCCGGAUGGACCUUGACCCGCAGAGCCAACGCUAGAGGGGCACGGGCGGCGCCGCCAUGAAGAUGAUCCUGGUGCGCAGGUUCCGCGUGCUAAUCUUGGUGCUGUUCCUGGCGGCCUGCGCGCUGCACCUCGCGCUGGACCUGCUGCCCAGGCUGGAGCGGCGCGCGCGGCCCGCGGCGGAGCCUGGCUGCUCCUGCGCGCAGCCGGCGGCGGACGCGGCGCCCGGCUGGACCAAGCACACGCUGCGCAUUCUGCAGGAUUUCAGCUCCGAGCCCGCCUCCAAUCUCACGUCCCACUCCCGGGAGAAGCUGCCGGCUGCCCCCGACCCGGCCGAGCGCGCCCCGCGGCCCCGCGGCCCCGCGCCACGGCAGCUGCUGCCGCGGUCGGCCCCAGCGCCGGGCCCGAGCGCCGCGGGCUCCCUGCUGGCCAGGCUGUUCCAGCACCCGCUCUACCGGGUGGCGGUGCCGCCGCUGACGGAGGACGACGUCCUCUUCAACCUCAACAGCGACAUCAGGUUCAACCCCAAGGCGGCCGGGAGCCCGGGCUGGCCACACGAAGGGACUACAGGGGAAGAAUUCCUGCCCACCGGGCUGGCGGCCGUGGAGCCCUACCCCAACUGGCUCAAGUUCCACAUUGGCAUCAACCGCUACGAGCUGUACUCCAGGCACAACCCAGCCAUCGAGGCUCUGCUGCAGGACCUCACCUCCCAGAAGAUAACCAGUGUGGCCAUGAAGUCGGGGGGCACGCAGCUCAAGCUCGUCAUGACGCUGCAGAACUACGGACAGGCGCUGUUCAAGCCCAUGAAGCAAACCAGGGAGCAGGAAACGCCCCCCGACUUCUUUUACUUCUCCGACUACGAGAGGCACAACGCAGAGAUCGCCGCCUUCCACCUGGACAGGAUCCUGGACUUCCGCCGGGUGCCGCCCGUGGCCGGCAGGGUGGUCAACAUGACCAGGGAGAUCCGGGAUGUCACGCGGGACAAGAAGCUGUGGAGGACAUUCUUCACCUCGCCAGCCAACAACAUCUGCUUCUACGGGGAGUGUUCCUACUACUGCUCCACGGAGCACGCCCUGUGCGGGAAGCCCGACCAGAUCGAGGGGUCCCUGGCGGCCUUCCUGCCCGACCUGUCCCUGGCCAAGAGGAAGACGUGGCGGAACCCCUGGCGGCGCUCCUACCACAAACGCAAGAAGGCGGAGUGGGAGGUGGACCCCGACUACUGCGAGGAGGUGAAGCAGACGCCGCCCUACGACAGCAGCCAGCGCAUCCUGGACAUCAUGGACAUGACCAUCUUCGACUUCCUCAUGGGGAACAUGGACCGCCACCACUACGAGACUUUUGAGAAGUUCGGGAACGAGACAUUCCUCAUCCACCUGGACAAUGGCCGGGGGUUCGGGAAGCACUCGCACGACGAGCUUUCCAUCCUGGUGCCGCUGCAGCAGUGUUGCAGGAUCAGGAAGUCCACCUAUCUGCGGCUGCAGCUGCUGGCCAAGGAGGAGUUCAAGCUGAGCCUGCUGAUGGCGGAGUCGCUACAGCGGGACCAGGUGGCGCCCGUGCUGUACCAGCUGCACCUGGAGGCCCUGGACCGGCGGCUGCGCCUGGUGCUGCGGACCGUGCAGGACUGCAUUGAGAAGGACGGGCUGCCCAGCGUGGUGGAGGAGGACCUGGGCCCUGAGCACAGAGCUGCCCCCGAGAGGUAGUGACCGGCGCCAUGGGUCCGGCGAGCGCAGACGCUGGCCGCGGCCCUGCCAGGACUGGGGAGGCGGCGCUGCCCAGGUCCCAGGCUUCGGUUCCCUCCGUGUCCACCUGCGGUGCUUGGAGAGGCUGCCGAGCCGGCCGCGGGCAGGUCCACCCUCGGGGGCCACGCACUCCGCACCCAGCUCCAGUGGAAGCUUCUCCCCAGCCCGGGGCCUCGGCGCCCACGUGGCGGGGCUCCUCAUGACGGACGGACAGACAGAUGCUCUCAGGGGCGACCCACGCCCAGUUCUUCCACUCAUCCAUCCCGCGUGGUGCCCGUGCCCCCGCUCGCCCUGGGCGUCAGGGUAGACGCAGCCCGAGCUGGAGGCUUGCUCGGCCGCGUUGCCGGGGAACAGUUUGCAAUACGGUAAACACGCAAUAAAAACUCGGCAAACGCACCUGCGGCCUCCUGGGCAAGGCCCUCACCCUGGCACGUGCCCGCCUGUCCAUCAUAGGAGCCAGCUCUAAGCCAGGCGUGGGCAAGCUCGUGGAAGGCGAGGGGCAUGGGGGCUUUCCAGGCCAGGCCAGGCUCCCGAGUCUGGGCUCCGACUGCACAGCCUGGCACAGCUGGGACAUUCCAGGCCCUGCCUGCCACUGGUCACAGGCCUGAGACCCGACCCAGCCCAGCCUGGACACUGGGGGCUCAGCCUCUGCCCCAGGGAGGGCAGGAGCUGUUCCUAUGAGGUGGGGUCCGUCCUCAGCUCCACCUGGGGCCCUGAGGCUGGGAGAGAGGGAGCCCUCGGCUCUUGCCACAGCCACGCCAGGGCUAGAAACCUGGGAGCCUGGAGGGUGCAGCUGCCCCGCCAACCCUGCGGUGCCCAGGACACGGGGAGAAAGAGACAUGACGAUGACAGGUGCCUCCUUCCUGUCCCGCCCCAGGCUCAGCCCCCACUGUGACUCAGGUGCUUGGGCCCCCUGCCCUGCUCUGGAGGGGCUCUGAUGCCCCCACCUCCC